Setaria italica (foxtail millet) is the source of this 1287-nucleotide messenger RNA. RefSeq names its product psbP domain-containing protein 3, chloroplastic. Gene Ontology annotation, biological process: photosynthesis. Gene Ontology annotation, molecular function: calcium ion binding. The record is from RefSeq and is a predicted model, not a curated record. Gene Ontology annotation, cellular component: extrinsic component of membrane; photosystem II oxygen evolving complex; photosystem II. Bases 103 to 846 code for a protein of 247 amino acids. NCBI's taxonomy places the organism in Eukaryota, Viridiplantae, Streptophyta, Magnoliopsida, Poales, Poaceae. The transcript has 9 exons.
UGCCUACCAAAACACACGGCUGGAACAAAAUAUCCCCCACGAAAACAAACGGCGAGCCAACCGCAACCACCACUCGGCACCGGCUGGCCUGCGGCGCGCGCCAUGGCUGCCGUGACCAGCACCGCCUUCCUCUGCCCGGCCGCCGGCGGCCUCUCCCCCUCGCCGCCCUUCAGGCGCAAUCCCGGCAGCAGCAGCAGCCGCAGGAGGCUGCAGCUGCAGGUCUGCCACUGCCGCCCUGCUCGGGUAGAGGGGCUGGACCGGAGGGAGGCCUUGCUCGGCGUCGCCCUCUCCGCCGCCGCGCCGGCGCUCUUCGCCCCCGCGGCUGCUCUGGCGGCCGAGGCCACCGAGUUGCAGGAGGGCUUCACCACGUACGAGGAUGAGGCCAACAAGUUCAGCAUUGUGGUUCCACAAGGCUGGCUGAUCGGCGCCGGCGAGUCCAGCGGCAUCAAGUCCGUCACGGCGUUCUACCCCGAGCAGGCCGCCGACUCCAACGUCAGCGUCGCGAUCACCGGCAUCGGGCCGGACUUCACCAGCCUCAAGUCCUUCGGCGAUGUCGACGCCUUCGCCGAGGGCCUGGUGAACGGCCUGGACAGGAGCUGGCAGAGGCCGCCGGGGCUCGCCGCGAAGCUCAUCGAUUCCAAGGCGGCAAACGGUCUGUACUACGUGGAGUACACGCUGCAGAACCCCGGCGAGCGGCGGCGGCACAUCCUCUCUGCAAUCGGGAUGGCGUUCAACGGCUGGUACAACCGCCUCUACACGGUGACAGGCCAGUACAUCGACGACGAGGAGUCGGAGAAGUUCAGGCCUCAGAUUGAGAAGGCGGUUCGAUCGUUCAGGCUGACAUGAGAGUGCUUCGCACUGUGUAGCAUUCAGAGAUGCACGGUAUGCAGGUGGACGCCUGUAAAUUGACCAACUCGUCUUCCACAUUAUUAAGUUUUUUUUUAAGCAAGUCUCACGGUAUGUUGGAAAGUACAUUGCUACACCUCAACAAUCCCAUAGAUCGUCUCAUGUAAUGCCACAUAUAAUUUUUGCUGGUGUGGAGGAAGGAGGGUGAUGAGAGAAAAAGAGGUCGUUGUUUCGCGAAACAACUGCGAAACAACCGUCUCAUAGGCUAGAUUUUAGGACUACGAGAUGAUUACUCUACAAUUGUACGAGUUGUGGUUGCAUGCAACUCAUAAUAUUUUUUUUCUAUGCACAAAUUAAGGAAAUAGAAUUACUAUGAGACAACUUUAAAAAAUAACCUAUUGUACAAACAAUCUAUUGUACAAGUUGUUUGUUAAGUUGUCC